Molecule: messenger RNA, 3570 nt
Organism: Cydia fagiglandana
Lineage: Eukaryota; Metazoa; Arthropoda; Insecta; Lepidoptera; Tortricidae
Exons: 1
Coding region: 4-3570 (1188 amino acids)
Source: RefSeq, a predicted model, not a curated record
CAGAUGGCGCAAUACAUUCCGCUGAAUUUAACAGGAAACAAUUUAGGAGUACGACACUGUCAGUUAAAUACACUGGUUGAAGAUGCUUUCCAAUCAUCAGUACCAUUUGAGGCCAUACAAGACCUUCCGGAAGCCACACUAGUGGACAGACUCUUCAAGAUCGCCCUUGCUUCAAAAUACAGAAACAUUGAUUACAUAUUCAAAAAUCUAAAAGAUCCAGACAUGCUAUUUGUUUCCAAAGCUCUGAAAUGCACUUGGCUAUUGGAAUCAGAAUACAAAGAUAAAAUAAACGCAAACGAUUUGGAGAAUGAGCUAUUUCCACACAUGAUGUCAACCGCCGUCUGCAAAAUGCAGCAUUGGCUACAACGACACUUACAUGAACCUGACAGAUGCAAAGAAUUUUACACGUAUUACAAGGAAAAACAGUUUAAAAUAGCUAUUAAAUUUCUUUGGCAUUGCUCCAACGAAUAUCUACUCGAAGAGUUCAUGAAUAUCACAGAUAGAAUAGGUGCACGUAAUUUAAAAGUACUCAGUGAUAAAUGCCCACAAUUAACCAGAAUAUUUUACGAAAAUUUAGAACAUAAUCAAAAUGUUUUGAAACACUACCUUGACGAUGAAAAAUCUUUCUUUUUCAACAUAAAAUAUAUCUUGAAAUCUGAUCCUGAAACAUUUUUCAAUGUUGUUGAAAAAUACUUCAAUGUUAAGAAGUUUAAUUCCUUUGGGCCAGACAUUACAAAACAAAUAAUGGUUCAUCACAGAAAAAGAUUCUUUUGUAAACCUGAAUUGUACACAGCUUGGUUACUAAACAUUAAUAUUUUAGCCAACUACUUAAGUCCCGAGGAAGUAAAAGAGGUUGUUUUAAAAUUAGCAAGAGCGGAAUACUUGGGUAACUGGUUUACUUAUCAAAAGGUAGAACCUUUGAUCAAAAGGCUGAACAAGAACGAAAGAGUUGCAUUCAAAAAACUUGUUUUUGUUGACAAAGCUAUAGGAGAUAAACUCAAAGAUUGGCCAUACACUCCGCUUAGCUCGCCUAUUAUGAAAGAAGUUCCUGGAUAUAGCCUUUUUAAGGACAAAGAACAUGAAGAACACGCAUUGAGAACCGCAAAACGUUUAAUAAAAAAAAGAAAAGGCCCACUACAUGAAAAUAUUGAGAUACGUGUACGCCGAACUCUACUUGAUGAUUUAUUCGAUCGUUAUCGAUUCAUGAGUUUCGAAGCGACUUUGUCUGAUCUUCGGAAACGACUGAAAGCUGAGAGUAAUUUACAAAACCGUGAGUUCAUGAUGCUUGUACUGGUCAGCAAGUCCGGUGGACGCGAAGAUAGUCUUAGAACCUUGUUCGGGCUAUUAUCACAGUAUAGAAAUGAGCCUGUGCACUUUCGAGCAGCUAUUGUCCGAAGUUUGGUGAAACGUGCCUUUGUGUGGCGUUUACCUGAUGACCUAUGGGCUGACUUGCUGCAAUGGGCGCACGGUAUGGGUUUAGAUGGAAGUCCCUCAGAAAUUAAUUGCACUGAGGGAGUGCAUGCGGUUGUCUUGCGAAAUCUUCUCACCGAUCAGGAAUUUAAUCCAGUUGCAGCUAAAUUAUUUUUUGAUAACUUUACAUAUUUUACAGAGUACUCCUUAAGUGCUGUAGAACGCAGGUUACUUAAAUAUAGUCUGCCCCAAUUGCUAAUUGAAGCAGCUGUUUCAGAAACGGGAUCUGUAAAACAGACGCUUUUGGAGCAAUUGCUGAGUACACUGGAUCAGUAUCAUAUUCCUUUUGACAAGUUUCCUGGUGCUGUAGAAGCUAUCGCAACAGCUGUCCUAGAAGACCGAGAUUCUUCUCAAUACCUACUCAUCCGCUUGUACAAUGCUCGCGUUGCUCGAAAACAAUUUUUCAAAGAAAACUUUUCUUUAAAUCACGAUAUUGCAUCAUACAUGAACGCCCUACGACAUGACAUUUCAGUGAUUGAAUUUGACAAUAGUGAUGGGUUUCUAGAAGUCGUAGAAAUGGAAGGUUCUUCGCGUUAUCAGAUUUUUUUAAGAAAAUUGAUAAUAUAUUUUGCGGAACCAGGAGGACUGGCAGAGCAGUUCCAUGCAUUUUUCAAACGCUUAGCUGAAACAAGGCCACAUAACUGUCUCGCAAAGCCUUUGUGUCUAUUCGUUGGAAAAGGUUUCAUUACGUUACUAAAAACUUUAGAUAGUGCGCCAAAAAAAUCAGCAGAAAGACGUCUAGCGGCUGCAUUAAGAGCAAACGCUCAUACCACCCGACCACGGGUAGAUUUAAAAGAGAUCGGUUGGCAAGCAGCAGGAGCUAAAGCAAUAGCUAACUUAGUUUGUACCAGUCCUCGAAAUCAGCUAAAUAAUAUGGUUAUAGAGCUUCUAACCUGGGGACGCACUAUUCGAUUGACACUUACUUUGACAGAUGAUGAAGAUGUUAAGAUCGCUUAUAAAAUAAUGGCAGAAUUAAGGCCAGGGAUAGCUUUAAAAAUGUUUUUGCGCUAUUUAAAAGUCGGUAAAAUUGGCAGUGAAUUUCUAACGAUUUGGAAUAUUGUAAAAUCUCUUAUUACUAAACUGGAUUUUACUAAACGACCCAGACUUUGCGCAAACCUUAAGAAUAUUAAAUUUGUGCCAUCCUUGAUUAAACCCGAGUAUUGUGUUCUUGUAUAUCAAGCUUUUACACAAAUAGAUAAAGACGAAAGUCCAUUAUACAAACCAUCACUAAGCAUACUUUUCGAUAUAGAAAAUAUAUGUUACGAUGUAAAUGAAUCAUUUUUCUGUAAUCUUGUGAACAAUAUAAUAGUAGAUAAUGAGUUACUGAAUCGUGAAUAUUUCCUCAGGCAACAAUCAUGUUUAUAUAUUCGACUUAUCAUAAAGUACAUACUGCUUUGCGAUUCUGAGGACUCUCAAAAGAUAAGAAUGAAGAGCUUAGACUCUUUAUUGCAACGGCUGGAAGAAUAUUGGAAAAUAAUUGAUGAUGAUGUUUCGAAAAGCUUGUUUUUGGAAACAUUUUUGGAAGCCUUAAAAUAUAAUAAAGUAUUUUUUGACGUUAAGUAUGUCUCGUGUAUGCCUGUUUUUGAAAGAGUUCUUGCUUGGUUGCACAGUUUCUUGACUAUAGAGAAAUGGUUUGAUAUUUACAUUAAGUUACAUUUAACAAUGCUUUAUUACAAAGUAGCCAGAAUCUGUAUUAGUCAGAAACUUGAAUACUUUACUAGUGAUCUUCAAAAUCUUGACAAAGGUAUUGAUAUGUUUGGAAAUAUUUUUGGCAAAUUGCUUGCACUUGAUUAUGAAGAAUUACAAGAUAAAUAUUUUGAAAGCAUAAGAGAAAUAUAUAGAGAAGAGUUGAUGGAAUACCUUAAUAAGUAUAUUGAUUAUACAUCAUUUGAUUAUAGUAAAGAGAGGUUUGUUAUAGCUGUUAUAAAAAGUAUUUUAGAUGAAAAAGAUGCUAAAGAAGCACAUUUUUUGGCUAGUCAUAUGUUUGUAAGACAUGAGAAUAGAUAUUUUAAAUACGGAUUAGACUUCAGUGAUAUUAAGGAUAAUCUGAAAGUUACAAAUAAUAAUGAGUUACGCUUUUCAUUAAAUAUAGAAUUUUAA